Parastagonospora nodorum SN15 is the source of this 2100-nucleotide messenger RNA. RefSeq lists its product as hypothetical. The coding region runs from base 1 to 2100 and encodes 699 amino acids. Gene Ontology annotation, molecular function: ATP binding; ATP hydrolysis activity. Lineage: Eukaryota; Fungi; Ascomycota; Dothideomycetes; Pleosporales; Phaeosphaeriaceae. The record is from RefSeq and is a predicted model, not a curated record. The transcript is spliced from 5 exons.
AUGGUCCGCAAAAUCAAAGACGCUGCUGCGGCAGUCGAAGAACAUCCAGGCGGAGGUCACAUUACAGUCACGGCGCAGCAAUCCCGAUAUGCGCUUGACGCCGUUGACGCGCCGGCUUCGAAAGAGGUGAUUGGGCGCAAUGGCACUGGCAAGUCGACGUUGUUGAAGGCAAUGGGCGAUGGGCUGGUGCCGGGCAUCCCGUGGAGUACGCGCAUUUUAUUAUUGGGACAGACAAGAGAGGUUGCGGUUGAAGAUGGCAUGGAGAAGCUGGACCUAAAGGACGAGACGGUACUCCAGCAUGUCAUACGGAGUGACCGCAUUCGAGAGCAGUAUACGCGCGAAGCGAAGAUCUUGAGUGAGGCUAUUGACAAUUCGACUGAUUCGAUGGCCCCUGUGCGAGCAUACCGACGGAUCCGACACGAGCGACUGCUGCUGCAACUGAAAGAAGGUCAUCGCAUCGCCGAGCGAAGGAGCGGUGCUAGGGGCAAGCAAGCGAGGAAAGAGCUCGUGAAGCUUGAAGAGCGUGUGGAGGAGUCGCAGAAGCAAGUUGAAGAGACGGAGAGUGACGUUGAUGCGACCAAGCUGAGUGAAGAGACGCAAGCGGUCGCAGACAUGCUCUCACACGUUCAGGCCUUACUGGAGCUCAUGGACGCUGCAGGCGCUGAAGCAAAAGCCCGAAUCGUGUUGCUCGGUCUGGGAUUCAAAGAAGAUCGCAUCGACAAGCCCAUGUCAGAACUGUCCGGAGGCUGGAAGACUCGCUGUGAUCUUGCAUGUGCACUUACACAAUAUGCUGACGUUCUUUUGCUUGACGAGCCGACCAACUUCCUCGACCUACCGUCUAUCAUCUGGUUGCAAGACUACAUUCGAAAUCUCAAAGGCACCCACUGUGCUGAUUACUACCCAUUGGCGGAAGAGCUCAUCGUCCUACGUAAUCAGACACUCGAGGUGUUCAGAGGCAAUCUCAGCCUAUAUGAGCGAGAGCGGUGGAAGAAAGCAAGGUGGAUGACCAAGAUGAAGGACGCGCAGGAAAAGCAGAAAAAGCACAUGGAGAAAUCGAUUGCCGGCAACAUAAAAGCAGCGAAAGAUAAGGGCGACGACAAAAAGCUCAAGCAAGCCUACGAGCGCAUGGGCUUACAAGUCGGUCUUAAGGGCGGUCGUUUCAAGCUCAACCGUGAUCUUGGUGGGUACCAUCUCUCAAAUCGCGCGGAGAUUGAGGUGCCCGACUUCGAUCCACCAGCUCAGCUGUCUCUGCCACAGCAGCCUCCAGAUCUCAGGUUUCCAGGAGCACUAGUGAAUCUGGAGAAAGUGUCUUUUGCGUAUCUUGGCAGGAAAAAGAUUCCAGUAUUGACUGACAUCGAUCUGACCAUACAUCCUGGAGCUCGAAUCGGACUCGCGGGGCUGAAUGGCUCCGGAAAAACGACGCUGGUGUCUCUGAUAAUGGGUAGCGGUGACAGCGAAGGACUUGUGCCAUCGUCGGGCACAAUAACGCGUCAUGCAAGAGCGCGAAUCGGUCGCUUCUCGCAGCAAUCGGUGGAAGAGAUAUCGGGCACUGCAGCCUCCAAUCCGCGACUGACAGCGUUGCGUCACCUGAUGGAGGUCGCGGGGCCUGAGAUGCAAGAAAAAGACGCGCGGGGACUCCUGGGUGGUCUGGGACUACAUGGCCAAACAGUGUCUGACGUACCUCUGCUAUUAUUGUCUGGCGGUCAGAAGGUCAGGGUGGCGCUCGCGAAGCUACUCUGGCCGCCGCCGCAGCUGCUAAUCCUCGACGAAGUUACCACGCACCUGGACUUUGAUACUAUUAUGAGCAUGGUGCUGGCGCUGCGGGAGUACGACGGCGCUAUUCUCGUAGUCACUCACGACAGGUUCUUCAUGAGAACGGUGAUUGAAGGAGAAUCACCGCACAAGCUAGCGCCAGGGGUCCGCGGCGAUGAGGACGAGGCUGGUGAGGGCAGCGAGUCGGAGGACGAGCAGACAGGGGUAGCAUCAGGAACCGUUUUUCGCUUAGUCAAGGGGCAGCUGAGAAAACUCGACGGGGGUAUGGACCAGUACGAAGAGAUUGCAGCCAGAUCUGCAGCGAGACUGGGAAAAGCCAAAGCAUGA